Nycticebus coucang (slow loris) is the source of this 1340-nucleotide messenger RNA. RefSeq names its product minichromosome maintenance domain-containing protein 2-like. NCBI's taxonomy places the organism in Eukaryota, Metazoa, Chordata, Mammalia, Primates, Lorisidae. Bases 1 to 687 code for a protein of 228 amino acids. The transcript has 8 exons. The record is from RefSeq and is a predicted model, not a curated record.
AUGAGCAGGUUUAGUGCAGCCGCUCUGGAGAGAAAAAAAUCAUUUGAAGAUUCUAAACAAAGUUCUGCUGUCUAUCGAUUCAAUAUUUUAAUAAAUCCUUCUGAUGUUGUUGAAUUAGAUGCCGAACUUGGAAAUCACAUUUUACAUCAGCCUUUACAAGCUGCUCGAGUUUUUCAAUCAGUCUGUUUUAUUGCUGUUAAGACUCUCUCAUUAAUUGGACAAUUACAAACAGAAACUCAAAUUAAUAUUGUGCUGAAGUUAACACAUUUACCUGCUCUGCCAAGUUAUGCUCUUGAUCUUAGUGACUUUCCACUUGAUUAUACAUCUCAGAGAUUUUAUAUGCUACAAGGAAUUGUGAUUGCAAUGAUGACUGUAACUAAGUAUACACAAGGUGCAAGGUUCCUUUGUACAGAUGAAGCAUGCCCCCUUUCAAAAGGAUUUCAGUAUAUAAGAGUGCUUGUGCCUGGUGCUACAGAAUCUGCAACAGUAAGAAAUGACUUUUUGUGUAAUCUCUGUGCAUCUUCACUUCAAGAAGACAGAAAAUUUAGAGUAGUUGGUGAUAAACAGAUAGUUGAAAUAAUUACCACAGAGGCACUUCAGGCUUAUCGAGGAUAUUCUAACAACCAGCCAUUUAGAUUCCAGUCAAAUACAAUUUUCCUAAGAGUUUUUGGCCGGGGCCGGGUUUGAACCAGCACCUCUGGUAGAUGGGUCCGGUGCCCUACUCCUUUGAGCCACAGGCACUGCCAGAGAAUAAUUGGCUCUGUAAAAUUUGGAUUCAUUGAAAAAGUUGCAUACAAGGAUCAAGAAGGCCACAGGUUUCCCACCACAUGAACAUACAUGUGUGUGUAUAGAACCCUUAAUCGUGCUAAAUCACAUUGAUUUUAUUAGUUCUGGUAAGAAUACUGUUCAAGAAAGGCUCGUGUGACCAACUCCGGAAUCCUGAUUCCUGCUCUUUUCUGCUUUACCAUUAGUGAGCAGGUCAUGCUGCAAAGUUCCCAUGUGCUUUCAGCUUUCUCGCAGCAUCUUUCUUUAGCUGAGAUUGAGAAAAGUGAUUUAAAUGUCUAGAUAUUUAUGCUGAGCGUGGUGGCUCACACCUGUAAUCACAGCACUCUGGGAGGCCAAGGUGGGUGGAUUGCUUGAUCUCAUGAGUUGGAGAAUAGCCUGAGAAGGAUCAAGACUCCAUCUCUACUAGAAAUAGAAAAAUUAGCCAGGUGUCCUGGCAGGCGCCUGUAAUCUCAGCUACUAGGGAGGCUGAGGUAGGAGGAUAGCUUAAGCCCCAGUUUAAGGUUGCUGUGACCUAUGACACUAUAGCCCUCUACCCAGGGUGAUAGAGUGUGAUC